AUGAAGUCGAGGGCCGAAAUGAAACUCUUGCAUCUUCCAGAUGGGGUUGCCGGGGGAACUCACAGUAUUGCCGUGAACUGUCAGGGCGAUCUGAUCGCCGUUGGAGCACCAUAUUCGAAGGAUGGGGAAAACGCUGGGGCGGCUUACAUACUUGAUACAGCAUCUGGCGACGUACUCUAUCAUCUGCAGCAACCAUGUCCACAAAUGGAGGACAAUCUUGGGACGUCCGUCGCGAUGAGCUGUGAUGGGACCAAUGUCCUUGUUGCCGGCAAGAAAGGCUUUGUGGGCGAUAAGGACCAACAUUCUCAGGGUGUGGUGUACCUCUUUGGCAUUCAACCUUCGUUGCGGGAGUCUGCAGAGUCGCUUCCUGCUGCUGAGCUCGUUCAGACAUUCCAGAAUCCCGAGCCAGAAGCCUUCGACGAGUUUGGCGCGGCCGUUGCCAUGGAUCAAGCAGGCGAAACAAUUGCCAUUGCUUCUCCCAAUCAUAACCAAAACCAGGGAGUUGUGCACGUCUUUACCAAGAAUGGAGCUUUGAUCAAGAGUUUCCGUCCUUCUAGCAUGAUCAACGAAAUCCGAGCAAGGUCAGCAGUACACCCUGGUUUGUCGUCGCAGGACCAAUUCUUUGGUUCUUCCAUGUCACUUUCUGCUGAUGGCACCCUGCUGCUCAUUGGUGCCCCUGGGAGAGGAUGGAGGAAUCCUUCCCCUGGCGGAGCGUACUUGUUUCACGUACCCACUGGGCAACUCCUUCUUUCCAUUCCAAACCCAACAGCUGCUCACAUAGCAGCAGUAAACAUGCACCACAAGAAAAUCCACUCUCCAGUGGUAAGCGGCAGUCCUUCCAACGACCACUUUGCCGCUGCAGUUGACAUGAGUGCCAAUGGUGACAUUAUCGUGAUAGGAGCAAUGCUCCCAUCAUCUUCUCAUAUGCCCUCAGUCGUCGUGAAUCGGGGGACGCCGCACCAGAGAACUGGGCAAGUCUAUGUUUACAAUCGAGAGGGUCGUCUACUUGAUACGUUGGAGAGCCCCAAUGCUCACGAUCACUUUGGAAUGGCAGUUUCCAUCAAUGACAGAGGGGACCAGCUUUUGGUGGCUGCUCCGCACUCUAGCAAGAGUUCAGCCAAUGACAGUGUCAUGCAAGGAGUUGCCUUUCUCUUUGACGCAUCUGGCAUCCCAAUAUAUCAGUUCUACAAUCCCGUACUAGAACCAGAGACCGGCAAUGCACCCCUUCAGUUUGGUGGUGCGGCGGUCCUUUCAUCUACCGGCAAAUUUGCCGCCAUUAGUUCCGCUUUUCAUCCCGUCGUCCAAGUUGCAUGCUUGAACGACAAUGAUGAUGACGACAAAUGCCCAGCUAUGUGGAGGCACAAUCAGGAAAAUAGGCCAGUUUUUGUACCGAUCACAGUGCAAUACAGCAGUGACAUGUGUGGUGUUUGUCCAGAUGGAAUGAACGCGACAAAGACUGGAACCACCAACCAGUCUUUCGUGGCGGCAGCAUUGCCAGAAGAAGCAAUCAUCCCAGUGUGGAACACCACAUCUAGUACUGUCCCCGUCGAUGGACCACCCCCACAGCGAUUUGUGGUUGUUCUUGCUUGUUUGUUCGGGCUUGCUGGUGGUUGGAUGGCGCUGCUUAUCUUGUUCCAUCUGGCACGUACUCGCCUGGAAUUGUGGAGGAAGCAAAGGAGAGGAUGGAAUGGUACGUGCGCAUCGACGUCUACUGAGGAGUCUGGUACACAACGACCCCUGGAAUGCAUUACGUGCAAGGUGUGGGGUCGCAGUGAAGACUUCAGCACGGAAGACAACGACGACGAAGGUGUCUUUGUUGUGGACCUUGACAACAUGACUUCGGUUGACCUUGAUUCGCCCCGAACUCCUGCAUCGCCUUGGCAACAGUUUGAACAUUCGCCCUUCGAAGCAUUCCCGUAG
Molecule: messenger RNA, 1920 nt
Organism: Seminavis robusta
Lineage: Eukaryota; Bacillariophyta; Bacillariophyceae; Naviculales; Naviculaceae
Source: the annotation of a GenBank genome assembly